Passer domesticus (house sparrow) is the source of this 2874-nucleotide messenger RNA. It is a transcript of the gene SDCCAG8, whose product is annotated as SHH signaling and ciliogenesis regulator SDCCAG8. Lineage: Eukaryota; Metazoa; Chordata; Aves; Passeriformes; Passeridae. The record is from RefSeq and is a predicted model, not a curated record. Gene Ontology annotation, cellular component: centriole; centrosome. Gene Ontology annotation, biological process: establishment of cell polarity; neuron migration; tube formation. The transcript is spliced from 19 exons. Bases 369 to 2516 code for a protein of 715 amino acids.
ACUGCGGCCGCGAUCCACAACAAAGGGGAGAUGAGUUGCGGCGACCACCCUUUCCCGGUUGCCGGGGGUGGGCGGUGGGAGGGGACUCUGCCUCCGGUGGCGCGGUGCAUGCCGGGACUUGUAGUCCUGGCGGCGACAUUCCCGCCGUCGGAAAGCGCGACGGAUUCCUGGCGUUGCUAGUCUCAGCUGCGGCGGCCGACGGCAACGGUCGGCCACCAGGAGCCGGAGGGAUCCCCGCAGGUGGCUCCUCCGAGAGCCCAACGCGGGAAGGGAGAACGGGUGCGACUACUGUCCCCCAGCCCCGCCGCGGGCAGCCCCCGGUACCGGGGGAUAGCGCCGGCUGCUCCCCGGCAGCCAGCGGCGUCCUGAUGCGGGCGCCCCGCGGGGAGCGCGCCCUGGAGGAGUCCCUGGAGCGGUACCAGAGGCGCCUCCGAGGUGAUGGCACUGGAUUUGACCAGUCCUCUGUGGAUGAAAGCAGUGACAAUGCAGACACGGCCAAUGAUGACUGUGAGACUGCAGCCAGCCAGGAACUGCAGCACAGUCAUGCAGUUAACCAACUUAAAAUUUUGUUGCAACACCAAGAAAGAAUGGAAAGUGAAGAGUCUCCCUCAAGAAGGAAGAAUUCAUUCCAUAAGCCCCCAGAAGCUGUGCCCGAAGACUUACCAGCCUUUUUUGAUCUUGUUCCUAUAAUCACCGAUCAGUCACAGUACAUUAAACAUUUGGAAGCAGAAGUGAAGUUUUACAAGGAGGAGUUGUGUGAGGUGAAAGAUCAAGAACAGACAGUUUUGCUUGAAAAUGAGGAACUCCAUCAGAAGCUGAAAUUCUUAACUGCAGAAUACAUGUUGAGAGAGCAAACUCUUCUUGAUGCCUCAGCAAAUACUCAGAGAUCCUGGCCAGUAGGUGGUAAAGACUGUAGCACACACCAGCCUGCCACCUCCUCACUGGCACAUAACAAAGAUCAGGCUUUUGUUGCAGCAGCUUCUGGAGACAAAGCCACAUGGCCUGUAGAACUGGAGAAUCUAAAACUUCUUUAUCAAGAAAAAGUCAAUAUCCUUGAUGCUCAAAUACAGUCUCUAAGAAAAGACCUUUCAGAAUCUGAGAAGACAUGCAAAGAUUUGGAAGGAAGGCUGAAACACCAGAAGUCACUGUUUGCAGCCAGAAGUUCUAGCCAGGUUGGUGGUCUGUGCCUGAACUGUGCCCAGCACGAGGCCAUUCUUGCACAGACUCACUGUAAUGUCCACGUGCAGACCAUCGAGAGGCUGACGAGAGAAAGAGAUGACUUGAUGGAUGCACUUGUUUCAGUGAGACAAAGCAUAAAAGAGAUGCAGCAAAGAGAAUCUAAUGCUUGCAAGCAAGUUGAACAUGCUGUGCAAAUGGCAGAAGAGGCCAAUUUUGAAAAAACAAAGGCUCUAGUCCACUGUGAGCAACUGAAAAGUGAGAUGGAACGACAGAAGAAUUAUCUUGAAAAGGAGUUGGCUGCCCAGCUAAAUAAGAGGGCUGAUGAGAAAGAAGCACUGCGGCGAGAAAUGAAGAAGGAAAGGGAAGACUUGGCAGCAAUGGUGACAGCUUUGUCUAAGGAUGUGGCUGUUUUGGAGGCUCAAAUAGAGAGAAUUACAAGGGAAAAGAAUUCUCUAGUUAACCAGUUAGAAGAAUCACAAUGCCAGCUUGCAUCUCAUGAAAUGGAGAUGAAUAAGGUGUGUGGAGAAAUGCGCUAUCAGUUGAAUCAAACCAAAAUGAAGAAGGAUGAGGCAGAAAAGGAGCUCAGAGAGUACAGAACAAAAACUAUAAGGGAGCUUGAAAUUAAGGACCAGAAAAUAGAAAAACUGGGAUUAGAGCUCAAUGGGAACAAACAGCGUUUGGAACAAGCCCAGGAGGAUGUGACAGAAGCCAGAGAGGAGUGCCUAAAACUGACAGAACUGCUGAGUAAAUCUGAGCACCAACUGCACCUCACCAGAUUGGAGAAAGAGAACAUUCAGCACAGCAUUAGCAAUGAAGCAAAGGCCCGAGCCCUUCAGGCCCAGCAAAGAGAGCAGGAGCUGACACAGAAGAUGCAGCAAAUGGAGGCCCAGCAUGAGAAAACUGUAGAAGAACUGGAUUCAUUGCUGACCUCCCAGAAUACGUUCAUAGCAAAAUUAAAGGAUGAAUGUUUUGUGUUCGCAAAAAAGUUGGAACAAAUGUCAGAAAAAUACAGAUCUGAAGUCAACCAGCUUAGUCAGGAAAAAGAAUAUCUUCAUGGCAGAUUGGAGAAGAUGCAGAAACGGAAUGAUGAAUUGGACCAACAAUGUAUCCAGCUUGGGAGAAUGCAUGAGAGAAUGAAGUCAAGGUUACAGCAGCUUGACAAGCACUGCCAGGCCACUGCCCAGCAGUUAGUGGAGUUGCUCAACAAACAGAAUCAGCUCUUCAAAGAGAAGCACCUGCUUACAGAAGAGGUGCAGUUUCUGCGAACACAGGGAAAAAAUGGGAUGCAGAUCUCAAACAGGACACAGAUGGAACGAAGUAAAAACCUGGAAGGCUAAAAUGAAAUGAGCAGAAGUCUGCUCUGCACCUGGCUGAAACUUGUCUGAGGCUCACCCAAAGACACCUCUGCAGCAAACAGGCACACUUGCUAGCUAAUUUCAGCUGGUUUCUAUUUGGUUUUAACUACAGAAUCACAAAUAUUUUGAAGCCUUACCAGCCUACCAAACUUUCUAGGACGACAGCUGAGACUUUUCUGAAAAGACCAGGCUUGCAAGCCAGUUUUAACAGCUAUUAUGUGGUGUGGAUGUCAAUAAUUUGUACAAUGUUUAUAAAAUGUUUUUAUCUAUUUUCAUAAUUGAACAUACAUGUCUAUAUUAUUUACAGACUGAAAUAUCAAUAAACCUAAUAGGUUCUCUA